CCCAGCCCCCGGCUUCACCUGUUCGCAUGCACAUUUCUUCCCCUUUUUUUCCCACUUGGGAUUGCCUUCCAUCGCCCCAUGAUAAUGACCAAAAACCUCAUGCCUAUAACAAUGCUGUCGUACGCAUGCUGCAGCUUGCUGAUCCUCUCCGCGUCUCUCGCAGGCGCUUCCCUGGCCGAGAUGGUGUUCCGCUGCCCGGGCUGCACCGCGGAGCGCCAGGCGCUGUGCCCAAAGCUCACCGAGGCUUGCGCGGAGAUAGUGCGCGAACCGGGCUGCGGGUGCUGCCCCGUGUGCGCCCGGCAAGAGGGCGAGAUGUGCGGCGUGUACACUCCGAGGUGCUCCACCGGUUUGCGAUGCUACCCGACGCCCGACUCGGAGCUUCCCCUGGAGCAACUGGUGCAGGGCCAGGGGCAGUGCCGGCGCAAAGUGGACACCGAAACGACCACUCAGAGCCAGGAGCAGCGGGAGCAAACCAGCGGUGAGGCCGUGGAGCCGCGGGCCGAGCAGGUUGUGUGCGAGUUCCCGCCCAUCCGGAAGAUCAGUAAAGACAGCACCUGGCUGGGACCCAAAGAGAGCGCCGUACGGCAGCACAGGCAGGAGAUGAAGACCAAGAUGAAGACCAACAAGGUGGAGGAGGCCAAACCUGCACGGCCCAAACAGACUCAGUGUCAGCAGGAGCUCGACCAGAUCCUGGAGAGGAUAUCCAAGAUGCCCUUCAGAGAUAACCGAGGUCCCCUGGAAGACCUGUACGCCCUGCACAUCCCCAACUGUGACAAGAGGGGGCAGUAUAACCUCAAACAGUGCAAGAUGUCUCUCCAUGGUCAGAGGGGCGAGUGCUGGUGCGUCAACCCUCACACCGGUCGACCUAUCCCAUCGGCCCCCACUGUGAGGGGUGACCCCAACUGCAGCCAGUACCUCAGGGAGCUGGAGCCGGAGCUCCCUGACACGGCUCAGAUUUAGCGUGGCGUGACACAAACAAAACAAAACAAAAAAAAAAACUGUAAAGUACUUGGGAACAAAGAACAUCUGAGUAAGCUAUAUAUUAUCUUUCUGUGUGUAUGUGUCUCUAGUUUACUUGAUGACGGUGACAUUUGAAAUCGUAACCACCAAACAGGAUUAAACGAUAGAGUCCAGCUUGCUGCGUAGGAUGUAACGGCAGAUUAAUCUAAACUAAAAAGAUAAGACUCCCCCUCUUUUCCUCCCCUCGUAGAUAUUCAGUAGACGUCAGCUGCAGUGUCGGUGACUUUUGCUUUUACUAAUUGUGACUUAAAGCUCAGAGUUGCUCUGUCUGUCAGUGUUUUGUACUGUAUGCGUUGAAAUAUGAAAAAAAAGCCUUCAACAUUAUUUGGUGUUUUACAGGCGUGUCGUUGUGUCGUAGCUUGUUGCAGACUCACUAACAGAUAACGCCAUUAAAAUGAUGAUAAAUCCA
Molecule: messenger RNA, 1429 nt
Organism: Larimichthys crocea (large yellow croaker)
Lineage: Eukaryota; Metazoa; Chordata; Actinopteri; Sciaenidae
Gene: igfbp2a
Product: insulin-like growth factor binding protein 2a
Exons: 4
Coding region: 79-960 (293 amino acids)
Biological process (GO): regulation of insulin-like growth factor receptor signaling pathway
Cellular component (GO): extracellular region
Molecular function (GO): insulin-like growth factor I binding; insulin-like growth factor II binding
Source: RefSeq, a predicted model, not a curated record